Molecule: messenger RNA, 10091 nt
Organism: Gigantopelta aegis
Lineage: Eukaryota; Metazoa; Mollusca; Gastropoda; Neomphalida; Peltospiridae
Product: endosome/lysosome-associated apoptosis and autophagy regulator family member 2-like
Exons: 24
Coding region: 183-3173 (996 amino acids)
Source: RefSeq, a predicted model, not a curated record
UGGGUUUCUUGUUCUAAAUUUAGUUAAAUUUGGGACACUUGUCACUUUGGCUGCAACCCGUGCUCGCAACAUUGAGCGAAGUGGUGAAGCGAUGUAAACAUUACAUGGAUGUUUUCUUUAUGCACUAACUAGUGUUUUCGAUGUUUCAGUAGACUAAAUUUUGUGGCAGAUAAUUACAUUUCAUGAUGUCAUAUGCGUUUUUGUUGCCGUUGGUCAACUUGGUGUUAUAUUUCACAAGUGCAUUUGGGGACAAUCUACCAACUUGUCAACCGAAUGAUUUCCAUUAUGAAUACACUGAGUGUGACGCACAUGGUGGUCGCUGGAGGGUAUCCGUCCCCUCUCCAAACAAAUGUAUUGGUGGCGCCCCCAACCCACCCGUCAGAGGCAAGCAGUGCACCUUUAAGUGUAAGGAGGGAGAGUAUCUGGACUUGAGUGGAGAUCAGGAAUGCAAGUCCUGUCCAGCAGGGACCUACUCCCUAGGGGGUGGAGUCCGAUUUGAUGAUUGGGAUCACCUCCCUAAGGGCUUCAUCAUCAGCUCGGAGGGCUUUGAAAACACCUUUGGAUACCACUUCGAACCCAGUAAACAAAUUAACUGUAGCAGGGCAACAUGGCAGCCUGCAGGGAACUUCAUCGUUGCCCUGCCCAAUCAGUGCACUACAAAGUUGGUCUACACCACGAAACUGGUGGAAGCAGGACAAGUACAGUUCGAAUACCAGUACACUGACCCCGAAACUUUGUUUCACUUCAUGGUUCAGAACAGUCAGUGCCAGUCACUGGAUGAUGACGAUAGUCCGGAAUGGCCCAAAGUCACAGAAGAGGGUCAGUGGCACACCAUGAAAGUCAACCUGAUGACUGGGAUGAAUGUUCUGAGAUGGAGGGUUAUGUCGGGUGUAGGUCAGUCAAGCAGAAACCCGGUCCGCAUACGAAAGAUUAUCAUAUCAGGAGUGGCUUACACAUCAGAGUGUACCAAGUGUCGGAGUGGCACGUACAGUAGUGGCGGGACGGCUUACUGCAGCUUUUGUGAGAUGAACACUGUUUCCGAACGCGGAGCUCACACUUGUUCACCAUGUAACAAGGACACAGAGUAUUCUGCUUCUGGAGACUCUGUAUGCAAGCCUCGUCCUACCUGCACUGACAAAGACUAUUAUGAAUAUCAGAUGCCAUGUGACAAGAAUAAACAGACAAAGAAGACCUACAAAUGGAUCAUGCCCCAGAUCUGCAGUGACAAGCUGCCCGGCUCUGUUAGCCUGCCAGCAGAUGGCGAGUCGAAACCGUGCCCUCCGUGUAACCCGGGAAUGCACACGGUGAAUGCAUCCCAUUGCAACUUCUGUCCACCGAACCAGUUCUCAGACGGGUCCCAUCCCUGUGAGGAGUGCCACGCCUCCACCUCCCCGCAGUAUGCCCUCGAAUACAAGUGGUGGAUGGUUCUGCCGCCAAACGUCUCCAGUCGAUGUCUGUCAAUGUCAGUACAAAAGUGUUCUCUGGAAACCGGGUGGGUGCUGGGUAACGAUCACAUCCGGAGUCACUUCAGCCACGAGCGAGAAGUCUUUCUGAUUCUCGCCAUGGACAUCCCAGGCUUCCGGGGCAAAUCCCACAUUGUCGGUGGGAAAGCAGAAAUCAUGGGCGAAGUGGCCUUCACCUUUGAAACAAAGUGCACCAACAGAUGCGAAUUUGUCUUCCUCACGGGAGACGUGAAUGCCCCAGGCCGGAAUAGCAUCACAAAGACUUGGGAAGGAACGACCAAACAAACCACAUUCAAGUACAACGUGAUGUCUAAAAGCCCACUGACUCUGACAUGGGCAUUCCAGCCGGCUGACUGGGAGAAGACUGAUGAAGAUUUCAGCAGCAACUACGCCAAGAUCUACUCCAUUAAGGUGACCAACACGCUCAACAGUGGAGCCGCUAGCUGCAAGGCCUGCCCCAGGGGAACCAAGGAUGACGACUGCAUCCCUUGCCCUAACGGACACUACAUCGACCCAAACACCACGACGUGUAAACCAUGUCCACCAAACACUGUCCUGUCCGGACCAGACACGUGGGGCGUGACGGCCUGUAAGCAGUGUGGAGCCGGUCUGAAGCCGAUACGAGGAGUGGCGUGCGAGUCGGACUGCACUAUAAAGGAUGCCAGUGGGAAAGAGUUCGACUUCAAAAAACUCAACAAACUGCAGUAUAUUGCUGGGAAUAAACUAUUUACUUCAAGCGGAACACAGUAUUACCAUGGCUUUAACUUCAGUCUGUGUGGCAGUGUGCAAGCAACUUGUGUCAACAAUGUUUCACAUGACACUGCUGGUAGGAAGUUGGAUUUAGCAUUAUUAAGUCAUCAAUAUUUCGACUAUUCGAAGGUUGUAAAGGGAAUGAUUUGUCGGAGUACCAUGGUUCCACAGACUGACCAGGAACACGGCAUUGUGUCCACUCAGCCGGUCAGUCUUGGUGACCAUCUGAUCAAAAUAGAGACGAAUGUGAGCAUGGCGGACAGGUAUAAAGAGGAAGGCUUUCCUGAUGAACACACAGAGGAAGAUGUACAUUUUCACUACUCUUCUGAUUCAAUAACAUCGGCAUGCCCCGACGGAAGGAGAACGAUCGUCAGUUUGAAGUGUGAUGUCAAACAGGACGGCAUGGGCCGCAUCGACUUGCCACCCAAGUGUUCCGACGGCACAUGUGACGGCUGCACGUUUCACUUCAUGUGGCGCAGUCAGCACGCCUGCCCCGUGUGCCGGGAACAGGACUACGAGGUGAUCGUGGGCGAAUGUGUCCGCGGGGAACAGAUCAUUCACUACUACCCUCCCAAGCAUUGUAUUCUACAAGAUAACCACAAACCCAAGACAAUGAAGAAGAAAUGUACCACUCUCCCAUUUAUAAUUCAAGUGAGCAUUCCGGUUGUGAUCGGCAUCGGCCUGCUGCUCAUUAUCACUGUCAUCUAUUGCUGGAAGAGGAACAAGAAACUGGAGUACAAGUACUCGAAGCUGAUUGAAAAUUCUGGGGGCAAAGAUGGAGAACUACCAGGAGCGGAGUCUUGUGGUUUGGAUGAAGGUGAUGAGGAAGAAUCUGUGCAGUUUCAGGAGGGUGGCAGGUCCUUCUUCCAGAAACUGAAGAGCAAGAUUGCCAGCAGUAGCAAGGACGAUGACAAUCCAUUCACGUCGGUCCAGCUGCAUGAAAAAUUACCACUGACCUAGUUACAAUCUGCGACCAAACUUCACAUUUUCAUCACAUUCCAUCCAUCCAUCCAUCCAUCCAUCCAUCCAUCAAAUCGAAAUCCAUGACACCAGAAGAAAAUGUAGUGCUGUUUAAUUCCAAAACUAGAUGUAUAUUUUUGAGUGACCUGUACUAUAGCUGAGUUCACACUUACACAACUUAAACUGGUUUAACUUUACUGGUUUAGCUACAACACUUUUGGUUGGAAAUGACGAGAGUUUACACAUGCAAUAGCUAUAUUGGUAUAAGGCUGAAGUGUAGAUAUCCGCACUUGUUUAAGACAUCAAACAACAAUAGAUGACAAGUCUGUUACACCAUUGCUAGCGCGCUUACUGGUCCUGCUUAUUCUGACUGACGUCACUGGCACUUCUGCUGUAUACUGGUUUAACUAAAACAGUUUGCAUUCACACUUACAGUUAAACUGUUUUAGUUACAUCAGUUUAACUAAUUUACAUACUGAGGUGUUUUAACUAUACCGGUUUAGUUAUACCAGUUUAGUUAAACUAAUUUAAAGUGUAAGUGUGAACACGGAUAUUGAUGCUAAUUUUAAACCACAGUGACUUUUUUUUUCUUCUUUUUUUUAAAAAUAUGAUGACACAAUCCACAACAUACAAAAAACAAAACACUAUAUCAUACAAGUAACAUGCGUGCACCAGCUGUAUAUGGCACACUUUCAAGUUUAACCUUUCAUUCAUUAUCAAAACAUGAAUGGGAGAAAACAAAUGUGGAAACUAUUUGUUCAGUGAUUGUGAAAAUCUUAAACUGCAAUUACAAGAACAGCGUUGAGAUGUGUUAAAUUGUAGGGUACUUUAUUCAAGUUCACCCCUCCCUCCUUGUAACUUAAAAGUGCAGGCGUGUCUGCCCUUAGCACAAGUUUAGAUUUGUGCCAAAAAACAUGCCCAGGUUAUGUGAAAUCGUAGUUGCAAGUGAAAGGUUUAUGGCAAUUGCAACCAAUGUGAUGUUAUGUAAUUUUCCUUCCUUAAAAUAUUUCAUUUUAAUAAGUGCUGAUGGAAAGUGAAUUUUAUGCUUUGUCAUGGAAAUGAAUGUUUGCAGAGGCCACUUAAUAAUACUUUGAUUCUGAAUUUCACUUAUUAUUUUCAUAUUCCAGAUAAAAUUGGCAUUAUAUGUAAUUCUUUUUCCACAUUUAAUUAUACAUAAUCGUUUUGUUUUUAUUAUUAUUUGUUCUUCUUAGAAUCAUUUGAUUUCCAUGAAAUGUCCAUGAUAUAGCUUAGUCCUAAGUUUGGCAUAAUUGAACAUGAGAUGAAAUACGAUGAUUUUGUUUGGUGUGUACAUGUAAUUCCAGUAUUCUUUACAAUAUUCGGUCUUUCUUUCCAUCUUGGAAUGUUUUGUCUCAUAAUCUUGCAUUUACUUUUUAUUUUCUCAUAUUAUUUCUUUUUAAUUUAGUUAUUUAAAAAAAAAUAUAUAUAUAUAUAUAUAUAUAUACUUACAUGUAUAUACAUACACAUGAUGUUUUCCAGGCUUGUUGCCUUCAUACAUACUUGACAAUAUUUCCACGGAAAUGGUAAAACUUGUUUUACAGUUCCAGUUAAAUACCUCAUUUGCUAAUUACAUGUAAGUUUUAACUGUAAAUAGCAUAUCUCUUGUAAACAAAAACAAAAAUGCUGAACUCAGUAACAUGAUAAAGUAACACAUUCCAGUUUCUUUAAUUUGUUGUGAAUUUUAUAAAUAACUAAAAAAUAGUACUCAGCAGAUAUCUUGAAAAUUACUUAUAUUUCUUGUUUUUGUUUUUCUUAAAUGGCAGUAUGUUUUCUUUGGUUUUAAACCAUCAGCGUUUAUCUAAAUAUAUCCUGUAGUUAUUACAUAUUUUGACAUAAAGAGUAUGAUACUGUUUUUUGGAUGCUGAGCCAUAAUAUGUGAUAUUAACAGUGAUGUAAGCUUCUUAGUAAUGCUGGAGCACAAUACUGUUCACACCUAUUAUUUUACAUUGUAUUUCUGCAUUUGUUUAUUUAUUUCAAAUUGCACAAUCAAUCUUCUUGGAUCUCGGAUAUGGUUUUUUUGCUAAUUAUAUUUGGGGCAUACAGUGUAACUAGUCUUUUUAUCCAGAUAAGUCGUAUUUCUAUAUUGCAGUAUUUGUAGUACUGCUCGGAGCACAUAAUAUUAUUGUUGCAAGAUAUAGUCAUUACUUUUCUAAUGGUGCAUGUGUCAACUUUUGCAUUAAAGUUUCAUGUAUACAGGGGCCUAGCUGGGGAUUUUCAGGUGGUACGCAGACUUUUUCGGCAAUGGAAUAAAACACUAUUGGCUGUGCGUUUACAUCAUAUGUUUUAAUAAUAUAAAAAAAAAUUGUAAUCUCAGGUGGUACGCAUCUGCAUACCUGUGUAUAUGGAAGCUAGGCCCCUGGUAUAUAUUAGUUUCUCAUAAACUUUUAAGUCCUGGGUCAAUGAAACCUGGUUUCUAGUUGCACCUAUGGAUGUUCAUCACAGUGUACCAAAUGUAUUUAUGGUAGGCGAGACAGUUAAUUCGGCAGAAUUCGUGUAAUUAGUAAUGUGAGGACUGACAACCAGGCUAGGGAUUUUCGAAGCUGUCUUAGCGCUACGAAAUCAUAAAACCACCGUAGGCUAUCACAUACACCAUAGUGAUGUUGUAGCUUACAAUAGAUUUACAAUUUAGUAGUGCUUUUAAGAUAAUUUUUAAAAUAUGGGCCAAGAACUGGUUAUGUCCAUUGUUUGUGAAACUAGGAGUCUUUCACAAUUUUUGCAAUAUUUCUCUUACUUGUAACAGAAAUGAUGCAAAGCUAUAUAAAAUAUGUGAAAAAAUAAAUAAAACUGCUUUGUUUUGUGAUUAUUAUUUUUUGGAAUUUAAAAAUAUAUAUAUAUACAUGUGUGUAUAUAUAUAUAUAUAUAUAUAUAUAUAUAUAUAUAUAUAUAUAUAUAUAUAUAUAUAUAUAUACUUUUUUUCUGAAAACCACAACCAGUUUCUUAUUCCAUGUAUUUAUGAAAUCCUUCUCAAUCCAGGCAAGGUUAGUGAAAUCAAAUUAUGUUUUGUUGUGAACAGUGCAAUAUCAAAAAAUAUUUACCUUUUCCUUCAUGAAUGUUGAUAAAUACUGUUAAUAUGCUGUCUGUUAGUAAUACCUGAUUUUAAUACAUAUUUAUGUAUUUCAAGUUCCUUCCUUAUUUUAAAAAUUCUAUUUAAUUUUUUCAUUUACUAAACUUUUGUCGAAUAAUAUUGUUCAUGUUGAAUGGUAAGUACUACGUGACAGUACUUUGCGUAACCUAGUACGUGUAUCUCAGAGAAGUAACUAUUUAUGAUAUGUUCUUUGUUCCAUGUGCCAGUUUAAAGAGACACUGAAUUAUUCCAAUGUUUGUUACAUUGUAAUUUAUUGAUGUAGGAAUUGUUUUUUUAUUUUAUUUGAUAAUAGUGUAAACAACAGUAAUUAAUUAAUGUCAGUAUUGUAUGGAUGAAGUGUUCACAUAGUUUAUAUUUAUGACAAAGUAUGUGUUUGGAAAAUCCACAAACAUAGUUUAUUGUGUAUGGUAGGCCUAUAGAUGUGUGCAGUUUGAAAAUUAGGUUGGACUUUGUGUCUGAAAACAUUCUUGUGUGAUAUAUAUUAUAAAAAAGCAAAAAACUGCAGAAUUAAAAUGACAAAUUCUUGCCCAUAUUUGCAUUCAUCAACCAUUUCAUACAUAGCAGAAUCUUUGGAUUAAAAGGAUUUGAAAACCACAUUUAAAAUUGCAGAUGCCUACCCAUAUAUUUUCUUUUACCAAAACAUUUUUUAAAAAGAGACAGAAAUUAUUACGACUGUUGGAUGUUGUUGUCACAAGAAGAUACAAAAACAAUUAAUUCCAUCUGUUUCACGAUGUUAUUUUCCCCAGUCCUUACAAGUUAUAUUUAUUUAGAUAAUUCAUUUUGUAUUGAAAUCAAGUUCUGUCCCCAACCCAAUUUACAAAUUGUUACAUAUAUAUACAGCUGCAGUUAGUGUUUUAUCAUGUGUUGUGUUCGUAACUGUUGAUAUAUCCACUGCAGCCAUGUGCAAUAACCACAACUACAAUUCUUUGUAAAUAAAAUAAAAUUUGCUGAUUGUUGAAAUUUCGUAUAUAUUCUAGAUUUUUAUGCUUUUGAUAUAAUGGUAGAUGACUGAUUUCUUUAUAAAAACUGUAACUGUAAGAUUUUAUUGAUAUAAUAGUAUUUAUGAUUGAAGACUGCAUAAUUAUUUGUUUUGUAAAACAUAACCUAAAUUCUAGGACUAAUAACCAGGUGGGUCAUGGCCACUCUUUGUGAAAAUGACGAAUCCACUUUUUCACCUUUUUUUUCUUAUCUUUUUUAUCAGUUGUAAUUUGUUUUUUUUUUUUUUUUGUUUAUUAUGGUGGGUGAUGCAUGUGGAGAUACAUAUAGUAGGAAUGAUGCUAAAUACUACAAAAUUGCUUUUUUUUUAAAAAUAUCUUUGAAUUUUUUAAAGAUUAAAACAUGUUUUUGAUGAAAACUAUGACACUGGACAUAAACCAGUUCUGGUUGUCAGUCCUCGGUUUCUUAAACUCUACCAGUCCUGCCAAAGGGGCUGUAGGUUUUGUCUCCAUCUGUCUCUGUCCCACAGACAUGUAUGGUUUUUUGUUGGGGGUUUUUUGCCAAUGCCGUGAGAUAUUGAGCUGACAUUUUGUGUAUAGCUUUAUCAUGUAAAUACUGUUUGAUUUUUUUUUAUGGCGAUUUGUCCAUUUUUGACCAAGUUACAGCCCAUAACUACGGAGAUAUGACAAUUUGUUGGGCCCUGUGGAGGACAUGUACAUUGUGUAUGGUUUUUGCGGUACUCUCAGAAUGCUUGUUGAUCUGAUUUGGGGAUCCAAAUUUAUGUUUUGCAUAUAUUUUUUUUAUGUUAUACAUAAAUGUUAUAUAAUUUUAGUACAUUUAGACACCAUCAUCACAUCUUUUUGCUAGAUCACUUCAGUAUUUUGAUUGAAACAUUUAUUUAGUGGAGAUUCAUGAUGUCCAUGUAGCUUGUUUAAUAUGUUUUCAUUUCUGACAAGAUAAUAAUCCAUAUUGUGGUAAUCAGUCAUGUUUGUAAUUAAAUGUAUGCAUAAUGUUUUGAGGGGUUUUUUCUCUGUUGUCACUUCUCUGUUUUUCUCAAUUCACAUUAGGUGUCAAGUUUUGUGUCCAGGGCCACUGGGGUUGGGGAUAGUUUGUAUAUAAUCACACUCAAAAAAUAGUUGAUCAAGUCCACCUUUUUUAAUUAUAAAAUCACCAUCCCCACGUCACACCCCUGGAAAUUAUGUGUAAUACCUGCCAGGUGUAGUGCUUCGUCUUUAUCGUCUUUUAACAUGUUGACUGCCAACUUAUAACGUGUGUGUGUGUGUAUAUAUAUAUAUAUAUAUAUAUAUAUAUACACAUAUAUGUGUGUGUGUAUAUAUAUAUAUAUAUAUAUAUAUAUAUAUAUAUAUAUAUAUAUAUAUAUACUACUCCCAGGUGCUAACUAGUGAUAUUUUCAUAGAUCUUACCCCAAACUGCCAGCAGUGUGGUGUACACUUACCAUGGGUAUGAUUUUGGCACUCUAGUCAUUAUAAAUUCUUGCAGUCUGCAGUAACAGUGUUAAGGGCAGUGUCACACCGAGUUACUAGAGCACAGCUAAAUAUUGUGAGAAAAUAAUUGUAUUCACUUUAUUUGACCCGCUAAGUAUUUUAUUCAACCAUCCACAUAGACCUCGCUGUGAAAACAACAGAAAGGAGUGAGUAAUUUCUCCCCAAACUUAGAUUGUAGGGAGCCAUUUUAAGAUGUUGCCAUACAGAGCAUUGAAUUUGAAUCCUUUUGUAGUAGUUGUUGAACUAGUUUCAGGGGAGUGGUGGGGAGCCAGAGUGACAGCUCCCCUUAAACUGGGAGGUCUGAAUAGUUCUCACUCCUCGUUAUAGUAUCAUACUGUCAUUCUUUGUUGAAUAUCAUCUUUUCAAAGCAGUUUUACACGCAGUUCUUUAAAGUGCAUAAUAGUAGAAAUGAUGCCAACAAACAUCACAAUUUGCCAGCAAGAUAUAGCGAAAAAUGUUACAUGUAAAACUUCCAUGUGUUUGUCUAAAUGUGGCAAUUAAUUUAUUGAAAAUAAUAUAAUUAAAUCAUUUUUUGAGUAAAAUCAUAACUACCAUCAUAUGAAAACAUAUAACAUCUGUAUUGCAUGGUCUGUAAUCAUCGCUACCAUCAUAUAAAAAAACUCAAAAAACAUCUAUUAUAUAGUACUGCAUGGUCUGUAUGUGCAUUUAAUGGGCUGUCUGCUUUGUAUAUAUUCAUAUGAAUAUGUCACAUGUACCAUACAGGUCUGUUUUCCCAAAGAAAAAAAAACAUGUUAUUUAUAGAAACGAUCUAGGUGUUCAAAAACAUGACAAACUUCCUCAUAGCAUAUCCUGACACAGUACAGAAAACAAAUAUUGCUACCUAGCCAGAAUUGUGAUUGUAAUACCUUAAUGUUUAUUUCUAGUCACCAGAUUAAAAAAGAACCAACACUAUUUUGACUUUUAAUUCAGUAUGGUAUUCAUUAGACAGUAUUUGUUUAACUGUAUUGUGAGAGGAUUAUAUAUUUGAAUAAUGGCCAUUACAUGUCAACUGCUGUGUAACCAUGCCUGUAACAAAGUGUUUUGAAGAACAUUUACAGGUUGUCAACAUGUUUUAGCUUUAACAUGUUAAGCACUUUUUUUUACCACUGUAGAUCAGUACAUUUGUUUAUACGGUUUUCAGAAAAAAAUAUUAUAUACAUUAAACUGAUGUUUGUUUUCUUAAUUGGUAAUUUGUCAAACAUUAAUUCUGAAUAAUAUUUUCUCAAUCCUAUUGUGGUAAUCAUAUUUAACGAUGUGAAGAUAAAAUAACAGAACACACGCACAUUGAAUUUCAUUGGUUAUAUUAAAGUCUGUUUAUUCUUGAGCAUUCCUUGUGUUUCUUGCUUUGUGAUAAUAAAUAUUUUAAUUUCCAAA